AACACCUCCAGCUUUCAGAAACCGAAUAUUCCCAUUUUAAUCCCCCUCCUUGUUGAUAUCUCAACUACACAGAGAAAACCACCCUUGUUUAUAUAACCUUUCCCCAUUCCUUGCCUUUCUUCCUCAAACCACCACAAUACACCUUCCUUCUUCUUCUUCUUCAGAUUCCAGAGAGAGAUCACUUAACUAGAUAACUAAUUAGGGUUUGUGAGAUGGCUGGUUUAGUCAGAACCAGAACCAAGAGAGUGAUAUAUCCGCUCGACGACAAAGUCAAGGCUCGCCUCGUCGGCCGGGAGAGCUACUCCAGCAGCGGCAGCGAGCACUACUCCGCCGACGACGUCUCGCCUUGUCUGUCAGAGCUCGUCCACAGCUUUCUGGAGGAGGAGGAGGAGGAGGAUUCGUCCUCGUCGGAGUCGCCGUUGCCGCGACACGACGACGACGGCGACUAUGACUCGGACCGGCUCGACUCGGUCUCGGUUCGAGCCGGUGCGGUCGAGUGUGUUUUGAGAUCGUCAGCGGCGAAUGCGGACCCUUAUGCUAAGGUGCUGGUUGUUGACGUGGCGGAGGCGGUGGAGGCUUUCUCCUCGUGUAUGAUGAGAUCGGACAAGUCUGCUAUGCAGAGGAACGUCACGUCGUUUUUGAGGGGGAAGGGCCACAAUGCGGCGAUCUGCAAGACCAAGUGGAGCUCCGCCGGCGGCAUCACCGCGGGACACUACGAGUUCAUCGACGUAAUCGCCAACUCUUCCGCCACGUGGCGGAAGCAGAGCACCAGCAGCAACAGGUACUUCGUGGACGUGGACUUCGCCGCCGAGUUCGAGAUCGCGCGGCCGUCUAGCCAGUACUCGCAGCUCUCUCAAUCUCUGCCACGUCACUUCGUGGGCUGCUCCGACGACCUGAAAAGGAUCGUCCGGGUGAUGUGCGACGUCGCGAAGAAGUCUCUGAGGAGCCGAGAGCUGUCAGUGCCACCGUGGCGGAAGAACCGUUACAUGCAGAACAAGUGGUUCGGUCCAUACAAGAGGACGGUUAACUCGUCGCCGGAAAACCUGCUCACGCGCGCGUCGCCUCUGUUCCCACAGGGCUCAGGCCCCAAAUGCCGUUGGAUCGGGUUCGACGACGUCGUUUCCGACACCAGCGUUGUCACCGGCCGUGUCUAUAUCCGGACUUAGAAUGGAUGAGAUUGAUUAUUUGCUCCAAUGGGAAUGCAAAUAAAUAAUCACAUUUCGUUUUCUUUUUUUUCUUUUUUUUUCUUAGUGUAACGCGGCAAACGCACAUUGUUGUACAUUGACGGCGGAUUUAUAAAUUUUGACUAAUUUGAUAAUCACUUUGACUUUGAAUCGGCCGGUGACCGGAUGAGGGCUCGCCGGAACACCGUAGAGGUUGGAGUGGUGGGGUGUUUAUCCAUAACGGGGUAUAUAGAUGAGGAUGACAGAUGGAGCACCGUUUACUGGUGUUGCUUUCAGGCCGGUGAUGGUGGGUUGGUGACAAGUGAUGUCUCGUUUUUGGA
Argentina anserina (silverweed cinquefoil) is the source of this 1504-nucleotide messenger RNA. RefSeq lists its product as uncharacterized. The record is from RefSeq and is a predicted model, not a curated record. Lineage: Eukaryota; Viridiplantae; Streptophyta; Magnoliopsida; Rosales; Rosaceae. Bases 213 to 1166 code for a protein of 317 amino acids. The transcript has a single exon.